Messenger RNA from Vicia faba (fava bean), 822 nucleotides. NCBI's taxonomy places the organism in Eukaryota, Viridiplantae, Streptophyta, Magnoliopsida, Fabales, Fabaceae. The record is from the annotation of a GenBank genome assembly.
AUGGAAACUGUGAGCACUGAACCAUCAAAACCAGAAUUGGAUUCCAAUCAAGAUUUGUUGGCUAAAGAUGAAGCAAAAGCUCAAGUUGUUGUUCUUCAAGAUGAUGGAGCUUUGAAAGACAGUACAGAAGCAGAGCUCAAGAAAAUCAGUCUCAUGAGAACUUUUGUUGAAGCCCGCGACCCUUCUUCUAAGGAAGUAGAUGAUUUGAUGAUAAGAAGAUUCUUGAGAGCUCGUGAUUUAGAUGUAGAGAAAUCUUCAGCUAUGUUCCUGAAGUACUUGAAAUGGAAGCAUUCAUUUGUUCCAAAUGGGUCUGUUUCGCCUUCGGAGAUUCGUGGUGAUCUUGCACAGGAGAAGAUGUAUGUUCAAGGAGUGGAUAAAAAGGGUCGACCUAUAACUGUUGCAUUUGCUGCUAAACAUUUUCAAAACAAAAAUGGUUUGGAAGCAUUCAAACGGUAUGUAGUUUUUGCGCUUGAGAAACUAUGUUCAAGGAUGCCACCGGGGGAAGAAAAGUUUCUUGCUAUUGCAGAUAUUAAGGGAUGGGGAUAUGCAAACAGUGACCUUCGUGGAUACCUUGGUGCUCUAACAAUUCUGCAGGAUUACUAUCCAGAGAGAUUGGGAAAAUUGUUCAUAGUUCAUGCACCUUACAUGUUUAUGAAAGUAUGGAAACUUGUAUACCCUUUCAUUGAUGACAAUACCAAGAAAAAGAUAGUAUUUGUGGAUAACAAGAAGCUGAAAUCGACAUUGCUAGAAGAGAUUGAUGAGAGUCAGCUCCCGGAGAUAUAUGGAGGCAAACUUCAACUAGUUCCAAUACAGCAUUCAUGA